Drosophila mojavensis is the source of this 2928-nucleotide messenger RNA. Its product is annotated as serine/threonine-protein kinase 32A. Lineage: Eukaryota; Metazoa; Arthropoda; Insecta; Diptera; Drosophilidae. Gene Ontology annotation, biological process: G protein-coupled receptor signaling pathway; protein phosphorylation; regulation of signal transduction. The coding region runs from base 786 to 2546 and encodes 586 amino acids. The transcript is spliced from 10 exons. Gene Ontology annotation, molecular function: ATP binding; G protein-coupled receptor binding; G protein-coupled receptor kinase activity. The record is from RefSeq and is a predicted model, not a curated record.
GUUAGUUCAAUUUUGGCAGCGCUGGCUAACGGUACUGCGUUGCGCUAGCUAAAAGCAAACCGUGGCAAAUAACGGAACUGUUAACGUCUCGUGUGCGUGCGUUCGCCCGUGUGCUUGUGCGUGUGUGUGUGUGAGUGUGAGUGUGCGUGUGUGUUUACGUAGCAGCAGCGUGAGCUGCAUGUUCUUAACUAUCGCGUGACUUUUUAGCUGGCCAAAAUUCACAGCUAGAGUUAAAGGCGCCAUUCAAAGGGAAAUAACCCGAAUAUGUUUACGAAUUGUUGAGGCCGCAUUGAGACCAAGUAAACAUGCAAAAACAUCGUCAAAUUCGCAACAAUGUGGAGAAAUACUAAGGUGCGCCGCAAUGACUUGCCACUGUCUAAUAACAAUAUUCUCAAUAACGACAGCAACAACCAGGACAACAACAACAGCAAUAAGAAGUCACUGGCUGAGCUCCGCUAGUCAGGCAAACCAAGUCUGAGGGCAGGACAUGACAGCGAAUCAAUUGAAUUCAAUCAAAUUGCCACAAACAACUGUCUAUGGGCAGAGCGGGGAGCAGGUGAAUGUGGUGGUGGCAACGCAGUCGUAAACACACCAACACAAACAAGCGCCACAGCAACAACAACAACGACAACAACAACUAGAAAACCCGCCAGAAAGGCUAAACCUUAAUGUAGCUACAAAAUGGGCGCCAAUUCGUCGACCCGAUCCGACCCAAAUCUGCACCAGGAUGAUGACGCAUCGACUCUCAGCACGCGGCGCAGAGCUUUUGAAAUUGGGAGACGGCCAUGGAGCGUCUGGAUGAGCUUUGCCUGCAGCUGAUAUUGCAGUAUCUCCGACUGCCCGAUCAGCUGGCCAUGCUGCAGUGCGAUGAGCGUUGCUAUGCGCUGCUGGGCAGCCUCUGGCGUCGUCAGCUAAUGCGGAUCGAGCUGAAUCUGCUGCAGGUGCCGAUCUGCACAGAGAUCUUUGAGUUCCUCAUUCUCAGCAGCUGUCGCGAGCUGCGAGUGCUCAGGCUCAACUAUGUGGACAAGGAGAAGUUUGAAGUGCUGGUUAGGCAUAGGUUUCCCAAGCUCCAGAUGCUCCAGAUCGAUGCGCUGCCUCCCUUUUUCCUCUGCCAUGAGAAACAGCGUCAGCUAAAGGAAAUAAUACUCCAUGAGAAACAUGAAGAGAGUGGCGUGAGCCCGAUUAGCAGAAUAAUACUUACAAUUAUAAUUUUCCUUUCAGUUAACUUUGAUCAUUUCCAAAUACUUCGCGCCAUUGGCAAGGGCAGCUUUGGCAAGGUGUGCAUUGUACAGAAGCGGGAUAGCGGUGUCCUCUAUGCCAUGAAAUAUGUUAGCCGUUCAGUGUGUGAAUCGCGUGGCGCUUUGGGCGGUGUGAUUAAGGAGGUGGAGCUUUUAUCCUCAUUGGAACAUCCAUUUCUAGUGAAUUUAUGGUUCUCCUUUCAGGAUGAGGAGGAUUUAUUCAUGGUCUGCGACCUGUUGACGGGCGGUGAUUUAAGAUACCACUUACAGAACCGAGUGGAAUUCUCUGAGCAGAGUGUGGCCUUAUUAGUGUGCGAGCUGGGCAGUGCCCUGGAGUACCUACAAACACAUCGUGUGAUCCACAGGGACAUUAAGCCCGAUAAUAUUCUACUGGAUGAUGCAGGGCACGCUCAUUUGACUGAUUUUAAUAUUGCAACGCGGUUGCAGAAGGACUCGCUCGCCUGCAGUAUGUCGGGCACGAAGCCAUACAUGGCGCCAGAGGUCUUUAUGUGCGCACUGGAAGAAGUUGCCGGAUACAGUUACCCGGUGGAUUGGUGGUCCCUGGGCGUUGUGGCCUAUGAGAUGAGGUCGAACACACGACCAUUUGUGCUGCACUCGCACACGCCGCUGGUGGAGAUUAAGAAUAUAUUAAACAGUGCGGUUCAUUAUCCGCAUUACUGGAGUCACGAAUUUAUUGAUCUGCUGCAGAAGUUACUCUGCGUACAUCCGGGCGCACGGAUAAGCACACAGCAGGAACUGCAUCAGACGCCGCUGUUGCGGCAUUGGGACUUCCAGCAGGUGUUGCAGAAGAGUAUAAAGCCCGCAUUUAAGCCACCCGAGGAUCAUCUCAACUGUGAUCCCUGCCUGGAGCUGGAGGAGAUGAUUGUCGAGACGCGGCCGCUGCACAAAAAGAAGAAGCGACUGGCCAAACAGCGGUCGGCGCAGCGGGACAGUGAUCCGGAAUCAACGCUCAUCAAGGAGUUCAUUGUCUACAAUCGCUUCAAGGAGCUCAAGCGCAAGGCCAUGGAGCAAAAGGAAAGCGACUGGCAGCGCGAACUGGAGCUGGCCAUGGCCAAUUCCAUUGUCAACAGCCUGGCGCCCAUACAGGAGAAGCCCACAUCAUCGCAAGCCACGCCCACAUCAACAGCUAACAACGCCUGUGGGCGAUCGCCCAGCUCGCCCUCGGACGGCCAGCCCAAAGAAAGUGAUAUCAUUGAAUUUAUAGAUCGCACACCAUCGCCACAGGCGGCACAGGCGACGACCACGUCGCGCAGAUUCUGCUGCAAGACGAACACAAUACGGGAAUAGAGAAUGCACAUUUAAUCCAAUGCACCGACUAGUCCACAGGUUUCACACCUACGCAUAGCUAAAACACACCUGCAUCCAGUUACAAAAUUUGCAUGAAGCUGGCCAGAAAAGUUUUCCAUAUGAGUUCGAAUAGUAUUUAGCAAGACACAAAAUAGUCAUUUCAAUUAAUAGACCAACCAACCAGGGCCAGCCUCAUCGCCCCACCCAUGUCUGAGCUACCGAAGCCUUCUACAAGGAUCAAAUUAAAUAUUUUUCGAGCAAGCAUUAAGCCAUAUAAACCAUAUAUAGUAACAAUUUGUAACCACAGGAAACAGGAACCGAUGCCGAUUUGCACCUUUGUAUAUACAUAUACUAUAUAUAAACUAUUUUAUAAAUGUUGCAA